GGUUGACCUCCAUCUUAGAUUGGAUUGUUGAUCCAGUUUCAAAGCAGUUAAAAUGAUGAAGAACGGGUACGGCUACUCUGGAAAGGGACAUGGGUACAACCAGUCCCAAGGUGGUUUCACCCGCUUUCAAACUAGGGUGAACACAAAGAGCCUGGCUGCCCUUCAGAUUCUGCCGUGCACAGUCUCUCAGCUCUUGUCAGCCACGGAAUCAAACGAUGUCUUUAUCAUUGGAGACACUGAAAUUAACCAGGUAUCUCUGGUGGGUAUCAUAACGAGAACUCUUUCUUCUAACACCAGCAUCUUAUACUCAAUGGAUGACAUGUCUGGGCCACCUAUGAAUGUAAAGCUGUGGGCCGACACUGAGAACCCAUAUGUGGAGGAGGCAAUGGUUCUUCCAGGAACAUAUGUGAAAGUCUCAGGAACCCUACGUACCUUUCAGGGUCGAAGGUCUUUAGUAGCCUCUAAUAUACGUCGUCUUCAAGACAUGAAUCAGAUCACUUCCCACAUGAUGGAGGUGGUGCACGCCCACAUGCAACUCGGAGGCAUGGCUUAUGAUGUGAACCGGGUGGGUGAUAAACUGAAUUCCAGUGCUGAUUAUGCUGUGUCUGGGGUGAACCAGCGCAGCUUGGAUGGAGGACACUCUGCUGUCCACACAGAGACAUGUGGCUUAACCACCCGUCAGAACCAGGUUUUGAACAUGGUUAAGUGCUGCUUAGCCCGUGAAGGCAUCAGUUUACAGGACCUUUCGAGGAGACUUGGGUUCCUCAGCAUGAGCGUUAUAAGGCUGGCUUUGAAGUUUCUGCUUAACGAAGGUCACAUAUUCUCUACUAUUGACGAGGAGCACUUCAAGGCCAUAGAAAACAGUGCCAAUAUGGCAGCAAGCACAAACACACCUACUUUUGACUGCCCGUCAUGGGCAGGGAAACCUCCUCCAGGACUUCAUCUGGAUGUGGUGAAGGGAGACAAACUGGUGGAGAAGCUAAUCAUUGAUGAGAAGAAAUACUACCUGUUUGGAAGAAACCCGGACAUGUGUGACUUCACGAUAGACCACCAGUCUUGUUCUCGAGUCCACUCAGCUCUAGUCUACCACAGGCACCUCAAGAGGGUCUUCCUCAUCGACCUCAACAGCACUCAUGGGACCUUUCUAGGUCGCAUCCGUCUGGAGCCCCACAAGCCCCAGCAGGUCCCCAUUGACUCCACCAUGUCGUUUGGGGCAUCCACGCGUGUCUACACCUUGAGGGAGAAGCCCCAGACCCAGGCCAGUACCGUGCCAGGGGAGGCCAAGGCUGGCGAGGAUGAGGAGCUGAAAGGCUUGCUGGGACUGCCUGAGGAGGAAACCGAACUGGAGAACUUGACAGAGUUUAACACAGCCCACAACAAGCGCAUCUCUACUCUCACUAUCGAGGAGGGCAACCUGGACAUCCAGAGACCCAAGAGGAAGAGGAGAAGCUCCCGGGUGUCCUUCAGUGAAGAAGAGGAGGUCAUCAACCCAGAGGAUGUCGACCCGUCAGUGGGGCGCUUCAGGAACAUGAUCCAGACUGCUGUUGUCCCCAUCAAGAAAAGGAAGAUGGAGGGGCAUGCUGCUUUGAGGCUGGACGACACUGUGGCACGAAGAGUGCAGAACUUCCCCUUUAGUGGGGGUCUAUAUGGAGAUCUUCCACCCACCAGUCAUGAGGCCGUGAACCACCCAGCUGGAGCCCAGGGAGGAACCACCAUUUUGGGGGCCCUCCCCCUGCUCUUCCCUAACCCUGCCCCGGAGGUGGACCUGACCCCUACCUCGGCACAGCCUCUUGUCACCCUUAACCCCAUCCCUGCACCAGGACCUUACACAGCUGAACCUUUAAACGAGCCGCGCAAGAAGAAAUAUGCCAAGGAGGCGUGGCCUGGGAAGAAGCCCACACCUUCUCUGCUGAUAUAGCCCCGCCCUGGACAGUGUAGUGGGAGGGGCUAUUAUGUGUAACAUAAGGGGCACUUGGACACACCCUUAAGACUUGUUGACUAAGCUGUGACCAUGAUGUUUUGGAGAUUUGUACGAAUAAUAUAUUGUUUGCUUUUGUUUAUUUGCCUUUAACAUUUAUUUUUGUAUUGCUUAUUUAACAUGGUGACAUCAUUUAAAUUAUUUUUACAUUGGACGGUAUAUGAAUUUUGCUAGUAGGUGUACGAUCAAUACUAAUACUUUUCCUAAAGGAAAGCAAUUCUACAGUUUUGAUCCCUGCAUUCUUUUUUGUGUCCUUCUGCUGACCUUUCACUGUAUGUACGAUAUUAUUCUGUGUUUAUAUUCCAGGUCCAUUUUCACUCAGACCCAUGGUCCUGCACAGUUAUACAAAAGGCCCGAAUCAAAACGACUGCAAGGCAUAGCAGUAAUAUAUUAAGACAAGACCAUGAACUGCGAGUGCAAAUUGUCUUUAAAGGAACUCAAUAAAAGAAACAAUUAUUUAUGAGACAGUUCAUGUUAAUGUUUAUUUCUAUUUUUAUACUUGGGCCUGACAGUUAAAACAGUAAUGAAUGUCAGUUAUGUGUGAAUGUGACAAGAAGAGAAAGAGGUUUGAAACGACAGGCUGGUUAUUAGCAUUCAUAUCUAUUUGAUAUUUGUAUAAUAAACAGUAAUCCAUA
Hypomesus transpacificus is the source of this 2613-nucleotide messenger RNA. RefSeq names its product nuclear inhibitor of protein phosphatase 1-like. Gene Ontology annotation, molecular function: protein binding; protein serine/threonine phosphatase inhibitor activity; mRNA binding. The record is from RefSeq and is a predicted model, not a curated record. Gene Ontology annotation, cellular component: nuclear speck. Lineage: Eukaryota; Metazoa; Chordata; Actinopteri; Osmeriformes; Osmeridae. The transcript has 17 exons. Bases 53 to 1918 code for a protein of 621 amino acids.